CUGUCGGGGAAUUACGAUUAAUAUUAUAUUUUUUUAUUAUAAUUUUCGCACCGAAAAUACAAGAAGGAUCUCUCUCGUUUGCGAUUUGGGGAUUUUUCUAGGGCUCGAUCUCGAGGGGCGAUUCACGAUCACGAGAAAAAUCCCCAAAUCGCCGGAGCUCGGAGGCUCGAUCGAAGUAGGGUUUCGAAACAAUGGCGUCGCGGCGGCGAAUGCUCCUCAAGGUCAUCAUCCUCGGCGAUAGCGGGGUUGGAAAGACGUCGCUGAUGAAUCAGUACGUGAACAAGAAGUUUAGUAAUCAGUAUAAAGCAACUAUUGGGGCCGAUUUUUUGACCAAAGAGGUCCAGAUUGAUGACAGGCUAUUCACUUUGCAGAUAUGGGACACAGCAGGUCAGGAAAGAUUUCAGAGUCUUGGUGUUGCUUUCUAUCGUGGAGCUGAUUGCUGUGUUCUUGUAUAUGAUGUUAAUGUCAUGAAGUCGUUUGAUAAUCUGAACAAUUGGCGUGAGGAGUUUCUGAUUCAGGCUAGCCCGUCAGAUCCUGAAAAUUUCCCUUUUGUAGUGCUGGGGAACAAAAUCGAUGUUGAUGGUGGCAAUAGUCGAGUGGUUUCUGAGAAGAAAGCUAAGGCAUGGUGUGCAUCGAAGGGGAACAUCCCCUACUUUGAGACAUCUGCUAAAGAAGGAAUAAAUGUAGAAGCUGCUUUCGAGACUAUAGCCAGGAAUGCCCUGAAGAAUGAACCAGAAGAAGAGAUCUAUCUUCCUGACACUAUUGAUGUUGCUGGUGGCGGACGACAGCAACGAUUAUCAGGCUGUGAUUGCUAGAAGAUUCUGGAGUAUAUUUCUCUGAAUUUGUUAAUGUAGCCAUAAUCAAUUCCAAUCAAACGCUACUAUACCUUGUCUCUAUAUUCUGUGUCAUACUCAAAAGAAAAAUUUGCUACUGUUUUUAUUGGUCGCAUCCCCUUGCCUUUGCUUUAUGUGUAAUUUGUAGGAAUUUGUUGUGCUUGGACGAGAAGUACCUGGAGUCUUUUGUGUUAUCUUAGAAGUAUUUUGGAGUGUAUUUACUUUCAGGUGCCAUAUAUUAAAUAUCUGCCUUCUUUCGUAAUUUGUAAAUGGCAUAAUGGCAAGUGAAAAACCAUUGAGUCGCUGUUGGUGUAUAAAGAAGCUUCUAAUAAAUAUGCAUAUUAUGUUUUGUCUUA
Ananas comosus (pineapple) is the source of this 1189-nucleotide messenger RNA. Its product is annotated as ras-related protein Rab7-like. The record is from RefSeq and is a predicted model, not a curated record. The transcript has 7 exons. Gene Ontology annotation, cellular component: vacuolar membrane. NCBI's taxonomy places the organism in Eukaryota, Viridiplantae, Streptophyta, Magnoliopsida, Poales, Bromeliaceae. The coding region runs from base 192 to 815 and encodes 207 amino acids. Gene Ontology annotation, molecular function: GTPase activity; GTP binding.